UUGCUGCCAUGGUAACAGCUUCCAGGGUGACAAAGGAAGGAGCUGGGUCCUGUUGAUGAGGAUUUUCAGAACAGAGCUGAGCUGUGCUGCACCCAUCCAGGCUCCCUCUUUAUUCUCAAACUUGCAUUCCUGCCAACAGGACCAUGUGUACCAGCCUGACCAUUUGUGAGUGGAAGAAAGUCUUCUAUGAGAAGAUGGAGGUAGCAAAGCCGGCUGACAGCUGGGAACUCAUCAUAGACCCCAACCUCAAGCCCAAUGAGCUGGCCCCUGGCUGGAAGCAGUACCUAGAGCAGCACGCCUCAGGCAGGUUCCACUGUUCCUGGUGCUGGCACACUUGGCAGUCGGCCAACAUUGUUAUUCUCUUCCACAUGCACCUGGAUAGAACGCAACGGAUGGGAUCAGUGCGCAUGCGCAUCUUCAAGCAGCUUUGCUUUGAGUGCGGCACCGCGAGGCUGGAUGAGUCCAGCAUGCUGGAGGAGAACAUUGAGGGCCUGGUGGACAACCUCAUCACCAGCCUGCGCGAGCAGUGCUACGAGGAGGACGGCGGCCAGUACCGCAUCCACGUGGCCAGCCGCCCUGACAGAGGACCACACAGAAGUGAAUUCUGUGAGGCCUGCCAGGAGGGCAUCAUGCACUGGAAGCCCAGCGAGAAGCUGCUGGAGGAAGAGGCGACAGACGCCUUCUCUGAUACCUCCAAGCCGAGGGCCCAGGCUGGCUUCGGCUACAACUUCUUCUCCCUUCGCUGGUGCCUCCUCUGGGGCUCCCUCUGCCUGCUCAUAGUGUACCUGCAGGUCUCCUUCCGCAGCCCCGCCUUCUUUUAAAAGACAAAGGGUUGAGUGGGGUCAAUCCGGCUCUGAUUCUGCUACAGAUUUUAUAACCCUAGACAACUCACUCACCUGUCUUGAAUUCAGUUUAUUCCUCUGUAGAAAGAAGGGUCUGCAUUAGGAAUUUUAAUGGUCUUCCCAUUAAAUUUUCCAGUAAAGACGGGUAGUGGAGAAAGAUCUAAUAGGUUUUGGAAUUUACCAGGUUUGGUAAGAUACUAAGUCCACAGAGAGAGAGAGAAAUAACUCUCUUCUUUCGCCCCUCCACCUCCAUCUUUAGCCCCCCUUUUGCUUUAUUUCCAUAUCCAUUAGAUCCCAGCUAGACCUUGCCUCAUUCUCAUGAUCAUCUUCAACUGCCCUGACAGUCUUGCUUUGGCUUCCUCUGGAGACAGCAGUAGUUUCCACGGAGUAUAUAGGGGCAAAGUCACCUGAUCCCUCUCUGGUAGAGCUUUUUCCUACCAUUGUGAAGCAAUCAGUUUUUACUCUGAUGCCAGGGUCUGCUUGGGUUGGAUGGUCUAGAGCUGCACUGCCCAAUAUGUUAGCCACUGGCCAUAUGUGGCAAUUUCAAUUUAAUUAAAAUGAAAUAAAUUUAAAAUUCAA
This is a messenger RNA of Ictidomys tridecemlineatus (thirteen-lined ground squirrel), 1421 nucleotides long. RefSeq names its product receptor transporter protein 2 (gene Rtp2). Lineage: Eukaryota; Metazoa; Chordata; Mammalia; Rodentia; Sciuridae. Gene Ontology annotation, cellular component: cell surface. Gene Ontology annotation, biological process: protein targeting to membrane; protein insertion into membrane; detection of chemical stimulus involved in sensory perception of bitter taste. Gene Ontology annotation, molecular function: olfactory receptor binding. The record is from RefSeq and is a predicted model, not a curated record.